AUGGUGUUGGUGCUUUAAGGAGCACCUGUCAUCCCAGCAUCCUUUGCGUGUCCAAUAUGGAAGAACUGGAGGUGGAGGUUCGCGGCUCCAACGGGGCUUUUUACAAGGGCUUAGUCAGAGACAUCCACAAUGAUUCUCUCACUAUUGCCUUUGAGAACAAUUGGCAACCAGAACGCCAGGUGCCCUUCAGCGAUGUCCGGAUGCCACCCCCUGCUGACGCCAAGAAGGAGAUUCGAGAGGGUGAGGAAGUGGAGAUCCUUUCCAGGGCCAAUGAUGUGGAACCUUGUGGUUGGUGGCUGGCUAAAGUCUGCAUGACGAAAGGCGAUUUCUUUGUCAUCGAGUAUGCGGCCUGUGAUGCCGUCUACAACGAGAUUGUGACAUUUGAGCGCUUGCGCCCGGUCAACACCAACAAGGCAAUCACCAGUAAUUACUUUCACAAGUGCACGAUCGCUGUCCCGCAAGAUCUGCAAGAAGCGUGUCAAACCGAGAAUGCGCAUAAAGACUUUAAGAAAGCUGUGGAAGCCUGUCAAGUCUCCUACUGUGCCGAGACCAGCCAGUUGGUCAUUGUGUCCACCAACGAGUCCACGGUGAAGCGUGUGUCUUUGCUGAGUGACAUGCACCUCCGCAGCCUCCGAACCAAGCUGAUGCUCAUGUCCCGCAACCAGGAAGCUACAAAACACCUCGAGAACUCCCGGCACCUGGUGUCAUCCUUCCAGGAAGAGUUCACGGUGAGGCCUGAUUUGAUGGGGCUGGCCAUCGGCAGUCACGGCAGUAACAUUCAGCAAGCGCGAAAAGUUCCAGGGGUCACCGCCAUCGAUUUGGACGAGGAGACCGGUACCUUCAGAAUUUAUGGAGAGACGGCAGAAGCAGUGAAAAAGGCAAGGAACUACCUCGAGUUUCUGGAGGAUUCUGUCCAAGUACCAAGAAACCUUGUUGGGAAAGUCAUCGGUAAGAAUGGAAAAGUCAUUCAGGAGAUUGUGGACAAGUCCGGAGUGGUGCGGGUCAGGAUCGAAGGAGACAAUGACAACAAGCAACCACGACAAGAAGGAAUGGUCCCCUUUACCUUUGUCGGCACGAAGGAGAGCAUUGGGAAUGUCCAGGUCUUGCUGGAGUACCACAUCUCGUACCUCAAUGAGGUUGAACAACUUCGUCUGGAGCGGAUGCAGAUUGAUGAACAGUUGCGGCAGCUCACGCAGGGCCACCGACCCGGAGAGAGGAGCGAGCGCGGAGGAGCAGGAGGGGGAGCAGGAGGAGGAUAUAACGCAGACGGCGGCACCAACGCCUCGUCGUCCUCGUCGCAUGUCGGGCGCUCCUACAACAGUCGAGGUCGUGGGCGCAGAGGCCACGGCUACAGUACCGGAUACGGCACCAACUCGGAGCACUCCAAUGCAUCCGAGACCGACUCGGAGCGUCGAGAUGAAGUCGGCGACUGGUCUCAAGCUGCUGAGGAGCAAAUGAGGCGAGUCCUAACUUCUGUCAAGCGUCGUCUUCUGGACUAUGUGUAA
Hippocampus comes (tiger tail seahorse) is the source of this 1505-nucleotide messenger RNA. RefSeq names its product fragile X mental retardation syndrome-related protein 1-like. The record is from RefSeq and is a predicted model, not a curated record. Gene Ontology annotation, molecular function: translation regulator activity; mRNA 3'-UTR binding. The transcript is spliced from 14 exons. NCBI's taxonomy places the organism in Eukaryota, Metazoa, Chordata, Actinopteri, Syngnathiformes, Syngnathidae. Gene Ontology annotation, cellular component: cytoplasmic stress granule; nucleus; neuron projection. Bases 57 to 1505 code for a protein of 482 amino acids. Gene Ontology annotation, biological process: mRNA transport; positive regulation of translation; animal organ development.